ACUGAGUGUCGUCAAAACAAUCAAAUUUGGCGAAAUUCUCAGAAAAAAUCCUCAUAAAAGUCCAAAUUCGUUCAAAUGUGUCUCCUUUCCGACGAGGAGUGAAGGCCAAUCAUGGAAAAUAUCGAAGAAAUAACAAAAAUGCUCCCGAACGUCACUUUGAACGACGAUGAGUGCUCCAUCGGAAAUCUGCCGGAAGAAGUACUCAUCGAAAUUAUGGACAAAUUGGAUUGUUCUUCACGGAUAUCCGUGACCCGUACCUGCAAAAAUUGGCAAAAUAUCAUGCUCACAGACUCCCGAUUCGCCAAAUAUCAUCAACUUACGCUGGAUAGCGGUUGCGUGCUGGAAAUGGAUCUCGAGCCGGUGUCUCUCUUCAUGCACAGUCCUCGAAAAUUUGGAAUUCUCCGUUUGGGUGAUGUAAAAAUUGGACCAGAUCUCGAACCGUUCUGGCUUAAAUUGGCAGAGACUGUGCGACACCUUAUUGUAAAGGAAUUUUCGCCAUAUUCCAUUCGUUCUUACUACUUGGCGGAAAUUAUCGCAAAAUUCCAUCGAUUACGAGUGCUGGAAAUCGAAACAUAUCACGUGGAUCGUGAAAUAAUCCGCAUCGAGAAAAAACUGCCGCCUUACCUGCAUAAAUGGCCGUCCGUGGAGAUUCUCAAACUAGGCGAUGCCAAAUUCGAACCCGAAAAUUACGACUUUUUGGAUAUCAUGAUGCCACGGCUAAGUGACAUUUUCCUUGGAAAAUUCUAUUUUUCCGAUGAUUUUCUCAAGAAGUACUCCACAAAGAUACGAUCUCUCGACAGUGGCGACCAUUUUGGCACGUAUUUCCUCAAAAAACUCACAAACUUGACGCAUUUGGAAGUAGCGGUAGAUGCGCCAACCGAAGAUCUCAUUCAGUAUGUCACGAACCACGCAACUUUGCAAAGUCUCGCUGUUACAUCACAAGUUUUUCCCGCCGAACAAAUUCCGAAGCUACAUAAACUCACGCUGGACUUGGCGAUUGUCGUGAAUUCAUUUGCUCCGUUGCGUCUGUGUCCCGAAUUGCGCGAGUUGCACGUGAAAUUGUCAAAUUACGACUCAAAGUGCUUCUUUGGGCAUGAAAUUAUCGCGUGUCCAAAUCUCGAAACGUUGUCUUUGUGCAAUUUUUCCAGUGGCGAUUGCCAAAAGUGUCAACAGUACAUGUUUGAAAGUUUCCCAAAUCUUAAAAGUUUUGCAACGGAAUCGUGUUUUGUGUCGUCUGCUGAUGUCGUCGAACUUAUCUCGAAAUAUUCUACGCGUUUGGAACAUUUGACCAGCAAAUAUUUCGUCACGGAGAACUUUUGUCUCAACGAUUCGUUGCUCAAGUGGGCCAUGAUGCCGAAUUUGAAGACUUGCUGUUUGAAUCCCGUGGGAAUGGUAACUGAAGCUGGAAUCGAAAAAUUCUGUGAAAGCUGUCCGAUGCUGGAAGAUUUGCAAUUAUUUGGCACGACAAACUUCAAUGCGGCAAUGUUUGACAUUGUCGUUGGAAAACUCAAAAGACUGAGAUAUUUAAAUAUUGAGCAACGGAGACCUGUGCACGAGAUAACACCUCCUGGCAUAUCAUUCAAAAUUACCCGACCAAAUGGGCGUCCUGUUUAUUGUUAUAGAUUUUUCUGAACGGCGAAAAAACAAGCCGCAACCUGAUUAAUAAAUUAUUUAUUUAAUAUUUA
This is a messenger RNA of Culicoides brevitarsis, 1685 nucleotides long. RefSeq lists its product as uncharacterized. The record is from RefSeq and is a predicted model, not a curated record. Bases 112 to 1632 code for a protein of 506 amino acids. The transcript has 2 exons. Gene Ontology annotation, molecular function: protein binding. NCBI's taxonomy places the organism in Eukaryota, Metazoa, Arthropoda, Insecta, Diptera, Ceratopogonidae.